Messenger RNA from Acanthisitta chloris (rifleman), 678 nucleotides. It is a transcript of the gene TMED6, whose product is annotated as transmembrane emp24 protein transport domain containing 6. The coding region runs from base 1 to 678 and encodes 225 amino acids. Gene Ontology annotation, cellular component: endoplasmic reticulum-Golgi intermediate compartment; COPII-coated ER to Golgi transport vesicle; Golgi apparatus. The transcript is spliced from 4 exons. Gene Ontology annotation, biological process: Golgi organization; endoplasmic reticulum to Golgi vesicle-mediated transport; intracellular protein transport. The record is from RefSeq and is a predicted model, not a curated record. Lineage: Eukaryota; Metazoa; Chordata; Aves; Passeriformes; Acanthisittidae.
AUGCUGCUGCUGCUGCCCCGCUGCCCCAGGACAGAGCCCCUCAGCGGGACCAGCCAGGAGCCGCUGUUCCGCGGGGCAGAUCGCUACGACUUCGCCGUCGUCAUCCCUGCAGGCACCGUGGAGUGUUUCUGGCAGUUUGCACACCAGGGAGGCAACUUCUUCUUCAGCUACGAGGUGCAGCGGGCGACAGGAAUCGGCAACAGCAGGAACAUCCUGGUCACGGCAAGCGACCCCAGUGGCUUCCAGCUUGGCCUGUCCCAGGACGUGAGAGGACAGAUCAACUUCCUCACCAAGGACACAGGUUUCUACCAGCUGUGCCUGGACAAUGAGCAAAACCACUUUGGCCUCAUGCAGGUGUAUCUCAACUUUGGUGUCUACUAUGAGGACUUCAACAUGGAGCAUAAGGAGCUACAGGAGAAGAAGGAGCUGAAUGACACACUGGAGGCAAUCGAGCUCAGCAUCCAGCGGCUGCAGAUCCACACCUUCCACAUGUGGCGCUUCUACAACUUUGCCCGGAUGCGGAAAGGGGCUGACUCCUUCCUCCUGGAGGACAACUACAACUAUGUCAACAGGUGGUCGAUGGUCCAGAGCUGCGUCAUUGUCCUCUCUGGGGUGAUGCAGCUCUACUUCCUCAAGCGCCUCUUCCAUGCGCAAACCUCAGGCAGCCAGAAGUGCUAG